ACACAGUGUUAAUCCUAUCAAAGCUGCCUGUUCCUUUGCAUCUGUGCUGACUCAGCUAAAUGAGCGCUGCUGAUGCUAUAUGCUCCAUCCUUCACUUUUUCACUUUGUUUUUGUUUGUCUUUGUUCAGGUUAUCUUUCUCUAGACAAGUGGACAUUUGAAAAGUAAAAAUGUUCAUCAAAAGUUUAGUUUUGUUCAAGGACAGGGAAAUAAGUGUGUAUGUGAGGCGUGGGCUAUUAUCCCUCCUCUAAUCUCUUUAUCUUGGCCCGGCCGAUCGCCUGAACGCUUCUGCUGCAUUCUGAAAAAACUUUGCACGUUUCUUUGUGUGUAUUUAAAAGUUGUUUUGAGUCGUAAAGACAGGGGGUAGGGUGCACCUCUGUUUCAUGGGCAAUGGCUUCACUGGGCAGACUGCGGCUGUAGAAGACCUCAUUGGGCACGUUAUCAUUUGACAGCAGAGAAGCACCUGAUGGCCAGAGUAACGCCGCUAGACCCGCCCAACCUGGGUUUUGAGGAUAUGGAAGGCGAGUUAAACUUGGCUGUGGCAGACAGGCGUGUCAAACUUUUAUUCAACAUCAACAACAGCAACAACAAAAAGGAAAAGAAGAAGAAAAAGAAAGAGAAGAAAAAGUAAGUUGGGUUUGCUGUCUGGUUCUUUGCUGUCUCUGGUUGUUGUUUGAUUCCUCCACAGCAAGGAGAAGAAGAAAGAGGAGAAGAAAGAGGAGGAAACGAAGGAGGCAGUUGUGCAAGAGAUCACUGUCGUGGACCCGGCAGGAAACACGUAUUAUCACUGGCUGUUCAUCAUCACGGUUCCUGUUAUGUACAACUGGACCAUCAUCAUCGCCAGGGCUUGCUUUGAGGAACUGCAGACGGACUAUGUGCUGUACUGGUUCCUUUUGGAUUUUUGCUGCGAUUUGCUGUACCUCGCCGACAUGGUCUUCAGAACUAGGACGGGCUACCUGGAGCAGGGUCUUCUAGUGAAGGAUGAGCAGAAGCUGCGUGAGCGCUACUCCGAGAGCUUCCAGUUCAAAUUGGACCUGCUCUCUAUGAUCCCUACUGAUGUUCUGUAUGUUCUUCUGGGCCUCAACUACCCUGAGAUCCGCCUCAACAAGCUGCUGAGGUUCAACAGGAUGCUGGAGUUCUUCCAAAGGACUGAGACCAGAACUAGCUACCCCAAUGCGCUGCGGAUCUCCAACCUGGUCAUGUACAUCGUCAUCAUCAUCCACUGGAAUGCCUGCCUCUACUACUCCUUUUCCAAGGCCAUUGGUUUUGGUUCGGACAGGUUUGUUUAUCCUAACCCCGCAGAUCCAGAGUUUGGACGCCUGGUAAGAAAGUACGCUUACAGCAUGUACUGGUCCACGCUGACGCUAACCACAAUCGGCGAAACUCCACCCCCUGUCGAGAACUCUGAGUACUUCUUUGUGGUCACCGACUUUUUGGUAGGCGUGCUGAUCUUUGCCACCAUUGUGGGCAACGUGGGCUCCAUGAUCACCAACAUGAACGCUGCCCGCGCCGACUUCCAAGCCCGCAUCGACGCCAUUAAGCAGUACAUGAGCUUCCGCAAGGUAACAAAGGACCUGGAGAAGCGCGUCAUCAAGUGGUUUGACUUCCUGUGGACCAACAAGAAAGCGGUAGAUGAACGGGAGGUGCUCAAGUUCCUGCCAGACAAACUGAGAGCGGAGAUCGCCAUCAACGUACACUUGGACACACUUAAGAAGGUGCGUAUCUUCGCCGACUGCGAGGCGGGGCUUCUGGUGGAGCUGGUGUUGAAGCUACAGCCUCAGGUCUACAGUCCCGGGGACUACAUCUGCAAGAAGGGCGACAUCGGUCGCGAGAUGUACAUCAUCAAGGAGGGAAAGCUUGCCGUGGUGGCCGAUGACGGCAUCAAACAGUUUGUGGUCCUGAGUGAUGGAAGCUACUUUGGGGAAAUCAGCAUCCUGGCCAUCAAAGGCAGUAAAGCAGGAAACAGACGGACAGCAAACAUCCGGAGCAUCGGUUACUCCGACCUUUUCUGCCUUUCUAAAGAUGACCUGAUGGAGGCACUAACUGAGUACCCUGACGCCAAAGCCUUGCUGGAAGAGAAGGGGAGACAGAUCUUAAUGAAGGACGGCCUGCUGGAUCUGGAGGUUGCGGCACAGGGUCCUGACCCUAAGGAGAUGGAGGAGAAGGUAGACCGAAUGACUUGCACCCUCGACGUACUGCAGACGCGUUACGCUCGUCUUUUGGCCGAACACGAAGCUACUCACAGCAAGCUCAAACAUCGCAUCAACAAACUGGAAAGGAAGUUACCGCCGCCCCACCCUGUCCAGCCAGACCAUGAGCCAACCCCAACUCCUGAGACACAGCCCAGCAAAUAACAAACAUGUUGUUGAUGUCUGUUAUAGUAUGUAUCUACAAAGGAGGGCUAGGGACUAUGUGCUAUUCCUAGCACAUAGUCCCUAGGUAUAGUAUCAUUUCUAGCAUAUUGCUUCCCACUUCUGUGUGCUACGGAAAACCAUGAUUUGUUAAUUCGAAAAAUCCAAAAUAAAGGUUCUAAACCCUGGUGGCCCACAGGCUUUCAAUCCAGGCUGAAUUGGGAUGAAAAAGACGGAAUUUUAUUGGCAAUAAAUCUAUUGUGAAUUGGUAA
Messenger RNA from Nerophis ophidion (straightnose pipefish), 2621 nucleotides. It is a transcript of the gene cnga1b, whose product is annotated as cyclic nucleotide gated channel subunit alpha 1b. The transcript has 14 exons. Gene Ontology annotation, biological process: monoatomic cation transmembrane transport. Lineage: Eukaryota; Metazoa; Chordata; Actinopteri; Syngnathiformes; Syngnathidae. Bases 814 to 2352 code for a protein of 512 amino acids. The record is from RefSeq and is a predicted model, not a curated record. Gene Ontology annotation, molecular function: intracellularly cGMP-activated cation channel activity; intracellularly cAMP-activated cation channel activity; protein-containing complex binding. Gene Ontology annotation, cellular component: intracellular cyclic nucleotide activated cation channel complex; plasma membrane.